This is a messenger RNA of Blastocystis hominis, 294 nucleotides long. RefSeq lists its product as hypothetical. Lineage: Eukaryota; Bigyra; Opalinata; Blastocystidae. The record is from RefSeq and is a predicted model, not a curated record. The coding region runs from base 1 to 294 and encodes 97 amino acids. The transcript has a single exon.
AUGCAAAACGUUUGCUCAGCAGAUGGAUACUGGCCAGAAACUCGUGUGAAUACUACAGCUGUAAUUCGGUGUUCAUCGCUUGCGACGAGUUAUGGAGAGUUAACGCGCUUUUGUGGAGUCUACAAUGAUCACCCUCAAUGGUACGACGUCCAAGGAGAGUGUUUCUAUUAUUAUAAGAUGGCGCUAAGUAUUUUUGUGUCUAUUAUCGUGAUUGGCCUUAUAAUCUGCUGUAUUGUAUUCGUACGGAGUUUGAAGCGAAACAAGAAGGAAUCGACUGCUUCCUCUGUAGAAUGA